AUCUUCAGGUCCGAUCUCGCUGCAUUGGAGACCUUUCAGCGAAGACGCAAUGAGGCAAUAAUAAGUAUUCGUUAUCAGCGUCAAUCUUGUCCCCCUACCCCUUUCAACACCGAAGCAGCAACUCCUGCCAACAAGUCCGAUUCUCUUCGCACAAUGCUCCAUUCUUCCGUUAGCGGGUUACAGUCCAGGCAAUGCUUAUCCAGCGCCAAAUCGUUAAGAUGUAAACCCUUCCUGUGCUGCCCUCGUCGCCUUCCGAGGCGCCUAAAGGUGCAAGCAAUUGGCUUCGACUUCGGAGACGAUGACAGCCGCUCAUCCAAAGCCCCGACCAAGCUGGGCGCCCGCGUGGGGUCGCUGGGCUCGCUGGCCUCCUCGCUGCUGGUGUACGGCAGCGUGCUCAAGGGGUCGGUGGGGGAGGCCUUCCUGCAGGCGCUGCAGGUCACGCAAAAGUACCAGGCUAGCAGCAAGGAGGUGUUGACCGCCUACGGGCGGCUGUUCUCGCUGCUGCUGGCUGCGGGGUACGACAGCUGGGCGGACUACCUGCUGGACCAGAUCCUGCUAGGUCGGGACAACUCCUUCGCCCGUGCCGCCGCGCAGGGCAGUCUGGAGGCGGGUGGCGGCGCGCCGCUGCUGCGGGCCGUGUCGUACGACCUGGAUGUGCUGCAGGAGCUGGCGCUGAGCAUGAACCAGAUCGCUGAGCUGGUGGCGGAUGCGGCGCCCGCAGCGGGGCCCUACUGGCAGGAGGCGGCCACCUCCCUCUCCCUCAAGAGCCCCUCCAGCAGCCCCUCCAACAGCCCCGGCACCUCCCCGCCCCCCGUGGUGACCCCCCUGGACCCGCACUCCCGCUCCCCCUUCAUCACCCGCCCGCCCCACCCCGAGGAGCUGGCGGGCUGGCGGGCGGCGCUGAGCGGGCGCGACAGCUGGGGCGAGGCGGUGCCGCUGCUGGAGGCGUACUACCACCGACAUGGCUUCGGAAUCACCUCGCGCAACUCCACGCUAAGGUGGAUCAAGGGCGCCUUCGAGGAGGGCCCCGACGCCCCCUCCUCAUCCUCUUCCCCCUCCGUGCUCUCCCCCCCGCACCGCCUGC
Astrephomene gubernaculifera is the source of this 1084-nucleotide messenger RNA. The record is from the annotation of a GenBank genome assembly. NCBI's taxonomy places the organism in Eukaryota, Viridiplantae, Chlorophyta, Chlorophyceae, Chlamydomonadales, Astrephomenaceae.